AAGUUGGAGACACUUCAGAAAGUUGGAGACACUUCAGACCAGAGGUCCAUCAUCUCAGCACAGCAAAGGAUCGUCUUUGGCUUCCAAUAAGUUAACUUUUUGACCCAAAAUGGGAGAGCCUGACCACCUCUUGCCUUUUAAUGAAUACGGAGAGUACCACAACUUGACAGAGCUUGCCCACCUGCUCAACUACACCUUCAACUACUGCAACUUGGGGCUGGAUGAGAGCGUGAAGCGGGUGUUCCUCUUUGUCCUCUACCUCGUCAUCUUUGUGGUGGGUCUGGUGGAGAAUCUCCUGGUGAUCUGGGUAAAUUGGCAGACCCGAAGCCACAAGAACCUGGUCAACCUCUACAUCUUCAACAUGGCCAUUGCAGACUUGGGUGUGAUCCUCUCCUUACCGGUCUGGAUGCUGGAAGUCAUGCUUGACUAUACCUGGCUCUGGGGGAGCUUCCUCUGCCACUUCACCCACUACUUUUACUUUGCCAACAUGUUCAGCAGCAUCUUCUUUCUCACCUGCCUUAGCGUUGACCGCUAUGUGUCCUUGACAACCUCCUCCCACUUCUGGCACCGGCACCAGCACCUGGUGCGGCGCAUUGCUUGCUGCUGCAUAUGGGCCUUGGCGGCCAUCAUCCCUUUGCCAGAGGUGUCCCACAUGGAGUUAAUUGACAGCAUUGAGCCAAUAUGUUUCUUCAUGGCCCCCCUGGAGACCUACGACAACUGGGCCCUCGCUCUCACCCUGCUCACUGCCCUCAUUGGGUUCCUCAUUCCCUUCACCAUCAUGGCAGUCUUCAACAUACUGACAGCGAGGCACAUCAAACGCAGCAACAAGCCCGAGGGCAGGAAGCACUGCCGUGUCAUCUACGCCUACAUUGCCGUCUUCCUAGUGAGCUGGCUGCCGUUCCACCUGGUUUUGCUUUUGCUGACGCUCGAAGGUACCAGCAUCUUCCUCCACUGCCACUUUUUGGACUUCCUCUACUUCUUCUACGAUAUCAUCGACUGCUUCACCCUUCUCCAUUGCGUGGUCAACCCUAUCCUGUACAACUUCCUGAGCAAGAACUUCCGAGGGAAGCUCAUCUCUGCUGUCGUCAGGUACAUCCCCAAAGACCAAAUGGAUCGAAAGGGGGGAGAUGGUUCCUCUUCUAACACCCAACAUUCCAUUGUCAUAGCAAAAGAGAACACCUUGCCAAAUUAAACGUGCACUUGAUUUGGUUUGUUGCUGUGGUUCCAGAACACGAUCCUGCGUAUUCAGACAAUUCUCUCUCGCUAGCAAAGGGCAGUCUUCAGUAAGAACCACUCUGCACACACUCCUGCUGUAUUAUCAGUGCUUCUUGAAAUCUUGGGAAAGCAGGGCCACACAGGGUGAAAUGUGGUGGAGAUUAUAUGCUGCUGUGCCCUGUGUUUUCUGGUAACCCUCAUACAAUCCCCCCACCUCAAAACAAUAACUAUGGAAAUAAAUGUUCUGGUUUCUGCUACCCUGUAAUUUUAUGAUUAUUUGGAAGAUAUAGAUUUCUGUCAAUUUCCUCUUAUUUGUGGAGAGUUUUGAAUGAAAAUUACAUU
This is a messenger RNA of Lacerta agilis (Sand lizard), 1557 nucleotides long. RefSeq names its product G protein-coupled receptor 182 (gene ACKR5). Gene Ontology annotation, biological process: G protein-coupled receptor signaling pathway. Gene Ontology annotation, molecular function: G protein-coupled receptor activity. Gene Ontology annotation, cellular component: membrane. Lineage: Eukaryota; Metazoa; Chordata; Lepidosauria; Squamata; Lacertidae. Bases 110 to 1192 code for a protein of 360 amino acids. The record is from RefSeq and is a predicted model, not a curated record. The transcript is spliced from 2 exons.